AUGGAUAACUCUGAGAACAGAAGAGAUCCGAAUGCUCCUUCUGAAAAUGGUAUUUCCGAACAAGAUUUUCAGUACAAAAAGGUGGAUGAUAAAACUGAUAAGAAAGAAGAAGAGAGCGCUGAAUCAAUAGAGAAAAUAUUCGAGAGCAAAGAGGUGCCGUCAUGGAAGAAACAACUGACUUUCAGGGCAUUUUUUGUCAGCUUUGUUUUGGGCAUUCUCUUUACUUUCAUCGUAAUGAAACUCAAUCUCACCACUGGUAUUAUCCCUUCUCUCAAUGUUUCUGCCGGCCUAUUGGGAUUCUUAUUCGUCAUAACUUGGACGAAGUUUCUCGAGAAGUCGGGACUUUUGAAGCAACCAUUUACUCGCCAAGAAAAUACCGUUAUCCAGACAUGUGUGGUGGCUACCUCCGGCAUAGCCUCUAGCGGUUAG
Molecule: messenger RNA, 429 nt
Organism: Fraxinus pennsylvanica
Lineage: Eukaryota; Viridiplantae; Streptophyta; Magnoliopsida; Lamiales; Oleaceae
Source: the annotation of a GenBank genome assembly